Bacillus rossius redtenbacheri is the source of this 759-nucleotide messenger RNA. RefSeq lists its product as uncharacterized. NCBI's taxonomy places the organism in Eukaryota, Metazoa, Arthropoda, Insecta, Phasmatodea, Bacillidae. The transcript is spliced from 4 exons. The record is from RefSeq and is a predicted model, not a curated record. The coding region runs from base 1 to 759 and encodes 252 amino acids.
AUGUCCGGAGAAGGCUGCGGUCGAGGGGGCAUCGUCGGCGCGCCCCUUGCACCAGGUGUGUCCGAGGACAGGCCGUCCACGGGAGGAGGUCAAGCAACUGAAGCUGACAAGAUCAAAGACCGCUAUGAAGCAACUGGAGCUGACAAGAUCGAAGACCGCUAUGAAGCAACUGGAUCUGACAAGAUCGAAGACCGCUAUGAAGCAACUGGAGAUGACAAGAUCAAAGACCGCUAUGAAGCAACUGGAUCUGACAAGAUCGAAGACCGCUAUGAAGCAACUGGAGCUGACAAGAUCGAAGACCGCUAUGAAGCAACUGGAGCUGACAAGAUUGAAGACCGCUAUGAAGCAACUGGAGCUGACAAGAUUGAAGACUGCUAUGAAGCAACUGGAGCUGACAAGAUUGAAGACCGCUAUGAAGCAACUGGAGCUGGCAAGAUUGAAGACUGCUAUGAAGCAACUGGAGCUGACAAGAUUGAAGACCGCUAUGAAGCAACUGGAGCUGAUAAGAUUGAAGACCGCUAUGAAACAACUGGAGCUGACAAGAUCGAAGACUGCUAUGAAGCAACUGGAGCUGACAAGAUCGAAGACCGCUAUGAAGCAACUGGAGUUGACAAGAUUGAAGACCGCUAUGAAGCAACUGGAGCUAACAAGAUCGAAGACCACUAUGAAGCAACUGGAGCUGACAAGAUGAAGACUGCUGUGAAGCAACUGGAGCUGACAAGAUCGAAGACUGCUAUGAAGCAACUGGAGCUGACAUAA